This is a messenger RNA of Ylistrum balloti, 708 nucleotides long. RefSeq lists its product as uncharacterized. The record is from RefSeq and is a predicted model, not a curated record. NCBI's taxonomy places the organism in Eukaryota, Metazoa, Mollusca, Bivalvia, Pectinida, Pectinidae. The coding region runs from base 1 to 708 and encodes 235 amino acids. The transcript has 4 exons.
AUGGAAGGAACGACCUGUACUAUCGCUAAUAAUUUCAUGAAAGGCUUUGGCAUAUUGGUCGUGUUUCUCGCCAUGGGCUUGGCAAAACCGGUUAGAGAAUCUGCUUGGGUAACGCCGUGUGGAGGUCCUGCCGCUACCCCACCCCCGGGCCUUCCUGUACCUCCACCGGUUACAGUUGUGGAAGAUAUGCUUCCGAUUUUCGAAGAAUCCAAAACAAAGGCUCUGGCUUUAAAAGAUAAAUAUAAAACGGAGCGAAUUAAUAUGACAAAUGGACAAUUGUCACUAUAUGAGAAUAUGCAUCUCGAUGGUAUGCCGGAAUGCUGUCUCUCUUCGUCAGAAAUAAUGCAGUCACUUUCAGACAUGACGCUUGCUCACCAGUCAAGCUACGAGAAAAUUUCCCGUGACUUGGUAUUUCUCGAACAAAUGUCGUAUGACGAAUACAUGUUUGAGUCGCCAUCGUACAAUGAUGAAUUGAAGAGUCUUUACACUGAUUGCCUAAGCCUUCUUUGUAACCUGCAAAAACUUAUCUUGAAUGCUGAAGCCAACAUCGAAUAUGUUGACAGCUCGAUCAUGUCAGACAGUUUGCGACAACCCGAAAACGCCUUCCAACGUGGCGAAAGAAAUUUUGUAAUUAUUAAGGACGUGCAUCGUACGCUCGAAAACUUGGAGACCCAAUAUAAUGCUAUCAAGAACCAUCUGAGUAAUUAA